Messenger RNA from Sarcophilus harrisii (Tasmanian devil), 2010 nucleotides. It is a transcript of the gene CHIT1, whose product is annotated as chitinase 1. Gene Ontology annotation, molecular function: chitin binding; chitinase activity. The coding region runs from base 281 to 1705 and encodes 474 amino acids. The record is from RefSeq and is a predicted model, not a curated record. Gene Ontology annotation, biological process: chitin catabolic process; carbohydrate metabolic process. The transcript is spliced from 11 exons. Lineage: Eukaryota; Metazoa; Chordata; Mammalia; Dasyuromorphia; Dasyuridae. Gene Ontology annotation, cellular component: extracellular region.
GGCAAUACCAACCGCAGCUGGCAUUAGUUGGUGGCCCAGCCUGCAUCCUUUGAUUGUUCUGAAGAAGUGAAGAUUGCCAAAGGCCAUUGUGUCAAGGCUUUGCCCAAUCAGUGCCAUUUAACUCCUGACCCCCUCCAACUUUUCAUCUCACUGCUGGUCUUUCUGAUUUCAACAUACCUGGGCCAGGGAGGCACAGACACCAAUAAAAGGGAACAGGACUCGAGCGAAGGACAGAAAUCAUCAGCCAGGAAGGUCUUGAAUCUGGUCUUGAGUUGUUAUCAUGGGGCAAGCAGCAAUCUGGACAGGUUUGAUUCUUCUGCUGUUGCUUCAGUACAGUUCUGCUGCCAAAUUGGUCUGCUACUUCACCAACUGGUCCCAAUACAGGUCAGGCCAGGCAGCCUUCCUCCCCCAGAAUGUGGACCCCUUCCUUUGCACUCACAUCAUCUACGCCUUUGCUGACAUGAAGGAUCACCGGCUCACCACGCUUGAGGCAAAGGAUGUACAGUUUUACAAGGAUUUAAACAAUCUGAAAAGCAGGAAUCCUAACCUGAAAAUUCUGCUAGCCAUUGGAGGCUGGAAUUUUGGCACCAAGAAGUUCACAGACAUGGUGACCAGGCCCGAAACCCUCCAGAUUUUUGUCCAGUCAGUCAUCAGCUUCCUGCGUCAAUAUAAUUUUGAUGGUUUUGACCUUGACUGGGAGUACCCAGGCAGCCGGGAUAGUCCUGCUAUAGAUAAGGAGCGAUUCACGUCUCUGGUAGAGAACCUGCACAACGCCUUCCUCCAGGAAAGCCAGAAUUCAGGAAAGAACCGGCUCCUUCUGAGUGCAGCAGUUCCUGCAGGUCGAUAUCAUGUGGAUCGAGGCUAUGAGGUCCAGAAAAUUUCCCAGUCUCUAGAUUUCAUCAACCUCAUGACCUAUGACUUUCAUGGCACUUGGGAAAGAACCACUGGUCACAACAGCCCCUUGUACAGGAGGCAGGCGGAAAAGGGAGGAGCAGCUGAAGCUAACAUUGAUUUUGCUGUGAACUAUUGGCUGGAGAAGGGGGUCCCCCCCAACAAAAUGAUCUUGGGCAUGCCCACCUAUGGACGGAGUUUUACCCUUUCCUCUCCUUCAGACACAGGCGUAGGGGCCCCCGCUUCUGGGGCUGGGACUCCUGGUGUCUUCACUAAAGAGGGAGGAACACUGGCUUUCUAUGAGGUGUGCACGUUGAAGGGUGCUACUUUCCACACGAUAGAAGAACAAAAGGUACCUUAUGCUGUCCAAGGCAACCAAUGGGUAGGCUUUGAUGAUGUGGAGAGCUUCAAAACCAAGGUUGGAUAUCUGAAGCAGAAGGGUCUAGGUGGAGCUAUGGUUUGGGCCUUAGAUAUGGACGACUUCAAGGGUACCUUCUGCAAGAAGGGUCCAUACCCACUCAUCCAGACACUGAAGAGGGAGUUGGGAAUCUCCUCUGCAGGUGAAAGCCCCUCUGCAAGUGAAAGUCCCUCUGCAAAUGAGAGCCCUUCUGCAAGAAAGAGCCCCUCUCCAACCCAGCCUUCCAAACCCAUUCCAGGAGGAAACACCUUCUGCGAAAACCAAGAGAAUGGGCUCCACCCCAACCCUCAGGACCCUGCCACCUUCUACAACUGUGUGGGGAAGCGGACAUUCAGACUCUCCUGCCCUGCUGGCCUGGUGUUUAAUGAUUCCUGUAAGUGCUGCGACUGGCCUUAAGUUCAGAAGCUCAUUCUGCCAGGCCAGAACUCAUUCCUCUGGUUCUGCUGCCCACCUUGGGGAGUCAAUCUUGGUGCUCAUUCCCAUCAAGCACAAUACUCCCCUUCUAAGACUUUUCUCCAUCUCAAUUCAGAGCCCUGACACGAGCAAGGAUUCAGCUGUUCAUGGCUGUAUUAUACACUUUCCAUUUUGUUUUUUUCCUUAUUAAUCCCAGAUCUGUACUUUGGGUUCCUAAACCUCCGUUCUCUCUAGAUACAAUAAAUUGUAGCUCUUUCUUCUCUCAUAGGAGAAAUAUGAAGUUAAAA